GAAUUCCAAUCCAUCAAACAAAUUGGAUUCUUGGUUUGGUGAUUGUUGAAUUUCAUUGUGAAUUAAUUAAUUUUAUUAUAAAAUGCCUGCUGGAGCUUCAACCAUGGAUCCUUUGAGAGAAAAAGCGUUUCAAGAUUACCGAAAGAAGUUAAUGGAACACAAAGAAGUCGAAUCAAGACUCAAAGAUAUGCGCGAACAACUCAAAGACUUGACAAAACAAUAUGACAAAAGUGAAAAUGAUCUCAAAGCUUUGCAGAGCGUUGGUCAAAUCGUCGGUGAAGUAUUGAAACAGCUCACUGAAGAGAAAUUCAUCGUUAAAGCAACAAAUGGACCUCGCUAUGUCGUCGGCUGUCGUCGCCAACUUGACAAAAACAAGCUGAAGGGUGGCACUAGAGUCGCUCUAGAUAUGACUACGCUCACCAUCAUGCGGCAUUUACCCAGAGAGGUGGAUCCUCUUGUCUAUAACAUGAGCCACGAGGACCCCGGAGACGUCACGUACUCAGCUAUCGGAGGUCUGCAAGAGCAGAUCAGGCAGUUGAGAGAGGUGAUCGAGCUACCGCUGUUAAAUCCGGAACUGUUUGUCCGUGUGGGCAUCACCCCCCCAAAAGGCUGCCUUUUGUACGGACCUCCGGGUACUGGCAAGACACUGCUCGCAAGAGCAGUCGCUUCUCAAUUGGAUGCUAACUUUUUGAAGGUAGUGUCGUCCGCCAUUGUGGACAAGUACAUAGGCGAGUCGGCUCGCCUCAUCCGCGAGAUGUUCAACUACGCGAGAGAUCACCAACCCUGCAUCAUAUUUAUGGACGAGAUUGAUGCUAUUGGCGGCAGACGUUUCUCAGAGGGCACCAGCGCGGAUCGUGAGAUUCAGAGGACAUUGAUGGAGUUACUCAAUCAGAUGGACGGGUUCGAUUCCCUCGGACAGGUGAAAAUCAUCAUGGCUACGAACCGGCCUGACACUCUCGACCCAGCUUUGUUGAGGCCAGGGAGAUUGGACAGGAAGAUUGAGAUUCCCCUGCCGAACGAGCAGGCCAGAUUGGAAAUCCUGAAGAUCCACGCCGCCCCCAUAGCGAAACACGGCGAGAUGGAUUACGAAGCGGUCGUCAAACUGUCUGACACGUUCAACGGCGCGGAUCUCCGGAACGUUUGCACUGAGGCCGGAUUGUUCGCGAUACGAGCCGAGAGGGAGUAUAUCAUACAGGAAGACCUCAUGAAAGCGGUAAGGAAAGUAGCCGACAACAAGAAAUUGGAGAGCAAAUUGGAUUAUAAACCAGUUUAAAUAUCAUUUAUUUUUAUCAUUUAUCUACUUAUACCGUCAUAGAGUUGGCAAUAAUGUAAGACUAUAGAAGUGACAAGUACAUAGAGUUGGCAAUAAUGUAAGACUAUAGAAGUGACAAGUACCUACUGGUGAAUGUGGCUACUAAUUACGCUUUAAUCUGCGAUUAUUUCGCGUUUCGCUGAACCGAUUUUAAUGCGGUUUUCAGGAAAGUGUUUGUUACACUUUGUUGAAGGUUUUAGGAAUUUAACCGACUUCAAAAACGCAGGAUUACGAUCGGAGACGGUUCUCUUUUUUGCAAAAGAUAAGUAAGUAAGUAAGUAAAUGCUUUAUUGUUCACUAAAGGAGUACAUUACAAAUAAAAACAGUACAGUACAAAGGCGGGCUUAUCCCUAAGUGGGAUCUCUUCCAGCCAACCUGACAAUAAGAGGAUCAUAUACAAAAUUGAGAGGCAAGGGUGAACAACAGUUCUUUUACUAGUAUAUAGAUAUUUAUAUUAACAGCUUUACAACUGCGUACGAUGCAAAACGACAAGUCACUUCUAUAGAUUCAUGUACAAUAAUGGUAUUUCUAUAGACUUAUAUUAUUGCAAUUUUUAAUGAUUAUUAUGCAUACUUGUGUCUAUAUUUGUCAAUAGAAUGUAGGAAGCGGUGUCUUGAAGACAAAUACAUUAAUACGAAAUAAAA
This is a messenger RNA of Amyelois transitella, 1956 nucleotides long. It is a transcript of the gene Rpt4, whose product is annotated as 26S proteasome regulatory subunit 10B. Gene Ontology annotation, molecular function: ATP binding; ATP hydrolysis activity; proteasome-activating activity. The transcript is spliced from 10 exons. Gene Ontology annotation, cellular component: cytosolic proteasome complex; proteasome regulatory particle, base subcomplex. NCBI's taxonomy places the organism in Eukaryota, Metazoa, Arthropoda, Insecta, Lepidoptera, Pyralidae. The record is from RefSeq and is a predicted model, not a curated record. Gene Ontology annotation, biological process: positive regulation of RNA polymerase II transcription preinitiation complex assembly. Bases 83 to 1273 code for a protein of 396 amino acids.